Messenger RNA from Puccinia triticina, 2040 nucleotides. RefSeq lists its product as uncharacterized. The record is from RefSeq and is a predicted model, not a curated record. Gene Ontology annotation, molecular function: RNA polymerase I core promoter sequence-specific DNA binding. The transcript is spliced from 9 exons. The coding region runs from base 1 to 2040 and encodes 679 amino acids. NCBI's taxonomy places the organism in Eukaryota, Fungi, Basidiomycota, Pucciniomycetes, Pucciniales, Pucciniaceae. Gene Ontology annotation, biological process: RNA polymerase I preinitiation complex assembly; nucleolar large rRNA transcription by RNA polymerase I. Gene Ontology annotation, cellular component: RNA polymerase transcription factor SL1 complex; RNA polymerase I core factor complex.
AUGUCUCAGCCAGCCUAUUCCCAGCACAGUCGACAGCACUCCGUCUUCUCCCAGACGCCCUCCCAAUCAACAGUCCGCUCAAGCGCCUCCAAAAACCAUCGGACCUGCCCACGAUGCGGCUCACGGAAGUGGAGACGGGAUCCCAAUCGAGGCGUCGUGGUCUGCGGUGAAGGCCAUGUCCUAGAGGGCUUCCUGCGCGAAAGCACCGAGCAGACCGAGGCGUCCCAGUACUCUCUCCGCAAACGUAGACUGUCGGCCGCCCCAAGGCAAAGGAAAUCUUACAUUCCUAAAGCAGCUUAUCAGGACCAACGAGCCCGGAUCUUAUUGGUUCAGGCUUUGACCGUUUUGAUUCGCAAACAAAUCGAAGCAUUGAUUCAAAUCAUCAAUGCUCCAAGUCAGCUUGAAGAAAUCGCCCAAACUUUAUGGAAGGCUUACCUCUCGGCACUCGAUCUGGAUGAUAGUUUAUUUGUUCCAAACAGCUCCUCAUCGCCGGUCAUCGCGAGCUCUCGAUUCGGCGACGAUUCCCAAUCGGCCGGGUACUCUUCCCAAGACGCCGACAGCUCCCACACCACUUCCCGGAGAACUCGGCCCAGUUCUUCAAAUAAUUCAGUAGCAGGAGGCCAGCAGACAAAAACUCAACUCACCCCAGAAGCGUUGAAAGCACUCACCCAAGAGCAUUCCGAAUCUUCCGACCAAUCAUCCGACAAUUCAUCAUCAACUAGCUCAGCUUCUUCCAGCUCAGAUAGCUCGCGCCAGUCCACCCCACCAACUGGCAAAUCUCAACGACCACAACGGAGAUAUCGUCGUGCUCACGCUGAAAAUAUUAAGAUCCAUCCUCGGAUGGUGGUCACGAUAUGUACGAUCUACUUAGCUUGUUUAAAACUUCGGCUCCCGAUCAUCUUGCAGGACCUUAUCAACUUCAUUUCGACUAAACAACUACCCCACAUUGGAUUCAUCCACUCGAUCCCGUCCGAAGUGCAGAAGAAGAUGAAUCAACCGGUUAUGCAGAGCUUAUCAGCCGAGAAACCCCCCCGGCUGUUUUGUCGUCGUGAUCAUUCGAAUGGAUUGGUUCACGUCUGUCGCCAACUGCUGAAGAUUUUCCAAGAAGCCAAUCCGUCCGUCUUGCUCCCCGAAAACACUACGCCUAAUCUGACCCUCCUAGUCUUGCGUUUUUCGAAGGCUUUACUUUUACCCGAUUACCUCCAACUUCUCGCUUUGAAUCUGGUCCGCAGGCUAGACAACUAUUUUUUAACGUUUAGUCCCCUUUCAUGCGCGAGCCGCAGCAUGAGUUCUUCCGCAUCGACCAAGUCGACCGAUCGACGAGGUGCGUUGACGGGGAACAAGGCCUUGAGUGUCUUUCGGAUCCAGAUGGUCAAGUAUCCGCCUGAAUGGUUCAUCAUGGCCGUUGUUUACAUCGUCGCCCAAUCGGCAAUCGUAGCCAGCUGCCCAAAUGAUCCUCGUGAUUCGGAUGACGGCUCCUCAUCUGAUGAGAAUCCAGAAGACCUCGAUCAAAUGCUCCAGUUGGUCACUCAGUUCAUCCCUAAUCUGGAUCAAUGGUAUCAUGAUCUAACCCAAACAAUCAAACUGGACGAAGAUCAAAAACCUCAGACACUUUGGGAGAAGAAUUUGGAGGAGCUAGAUUCCAAGGAAAUUGAUUCGUAUAUUGCUUUUGCGAAAGACUUUUUAUUGAAAGAUCAACCGGAACCAAGUGAUAUCGCGUUCAAGAAUCAAUUUUUCCCUCUUUGUUCACCCUCGACGUCAGACAUGAAUGGAGGUCCUACAACGCGCAAAGACGGGAACAGAGGAGCAAGCCAGAGGACAAUCCCUGACGCAUCUUCUCAUCCUGCUCAUGGUCAGUCUGCAGAUAAAAGCCAUGCGCGAGAGAUGGCCGACCAAACUGCUCGCAAGAAAUCUCUCAAACAUUUGCUUCUAUCUCGCGGAUCGGAGCUUGUCGGAUGCUCGGUCUCUAACCAUUCACAUCUUGACGAGUUUGUCAAAGUCUACGCUUUUGUUAAUUCUUUCUUUUCCAAACAAAUCUAG